AUGCCAAAACGAACCACACUCACCUACUCCAGCGAGGAUGCACCGGAAGUAGCUGGAGAUCAGCUGCACGUGUACUACUGCAAAUACUCUGGCAGACAUGUCCUCACCACGAAUUGUAACCUCAGCAGAGCUCCAAAACGCAGAACGGAUGGCUCAACAGUACUGGACACAGCAGCAUACACCUACAAGCUGUACACGGUGGACGGCGGAAUAAAAGUGUUGAAAAGAAAGAGUGGCGAAAUAGAGAAGCAGUACCGGCAGAAUGCCGGCAAGCUCCCCAUAGCUUACAGGUCUGAGCCGGAGGGGCGCUUUCUCUACUUGCUCAAGGACUCAGUGACAGCGCAGUCACUGCUGGAUGGCGAGCGCGGGGGCAGGGACAAGCCGCCGGUGCCGCCAUGCAUCCUGCCCAUCGACAACAACACCACCCAGAUCUCCCUGGAGAUUGACGACAGGGCGGACAGGCCGGAGAUCAUCAAGGUGUCAGCAGACGCGGUGCGGAUAGCGAUCACUCACGGCAUCGCGCACGAGGCGGCCGGAGAGGAGGCGUUGGAUUUCAUGCGCAGCGUGCUUGGAGUGCGGCUGGGACAGCUGUCGCUGAUGCGGGGGGAGAGCACGCGGCACAAGCUCGUGCUGGUGAAGGAUCUGGCGCCGGCGGUCGCCUUUGACAAGCUGCAGGCGCAGCUGAACAAGCAGAAGGCGCUUUGA
Molecule: messenger RNA, 705 nt
Organism: Coccomyxa subellipsoidea C-169
Lineage: Eukaryota; Viridiplantae; Chlorophyta; Trebouxiophyceae; Coccomyxaceae
Exons: 4
Coding region: 1-705 (234 amino acids)
Source: RefSeq, a predicted model, not a curated record